AAUAAUUAUUUGUUGCAAACGUAUAAACAUAAACCAUUAAUAAACGUGAUGUUCAAGCAACCUCUCAAAAUAUUAUUUUAAAACAAUUUAACUUAGUUUAAUACAAUUAUCAAUCACUUGCCUCUUUUUUAUAUCACCUCAUCUUUAGCUGCUCUCUCUCCCUCCUUCUCUCGACUCUAUCUUUUAGUAAUUAGGUUUAGAUUUUGGUGGGGUUUGUUCUAUAGAGAGAGAGAGAGGGAUCAGUAAAAGAUGAGCUGGUGUGAUGGUUCAGAUGACCUCAAUCUUGAAAGAGCAUCCAACAUUGAUCAUCCAUCGAUUCAACUCAAAGAUCAAUCUCCAUCAUGUGUCACGAGCCGUCCAGAUUCAAAGAUUAUCGUUGAAUCUCCCAUUAUGACUUGUUCUUCUUGUGGACAUAAGAUGCAUCAACAAGACGACCAGGUUGGCAGCAUCAAAGAUUUACCAAGUUUACCGGCAGGAGUCAAAUUCGACCCGUCGGAUAAAGAGAUCCUUAUGCACUUGGAGGCGAAGGUUUCAUCCGAUAAGCGGAAGCUUCAUCCGUUGAUCGAUGAGUUUAUACCUACACUUGAAGGAGAGAAUGGAAUUUGUUAUACGCAUCCUGAGAAACUUCCUGGAGUAAGCAAAGACGGGCAAGUACGACACUUCUUCCACCGGCCGUCAAAGGCUUACACGACGGGAACACGAAAACGUAGAAAAGUGAGCACAGACGAGGAAGGGCACGAGACACGGUGGCACAAAACGGGAAAGACCCGACCAGUUUUGUCUCAGUCAGGAGAAGCUGGUUUCAAGAAGAUCCUAGUGCUCUACACGAACUACGGUCGCCAGAAGAAGCCCGAGAAGACGAACUGGGUGAUGCAUCAGUAUCACUUAGGCCACAGUGAGGAUGAGAAAGACGGCGAACCAGUUCUCUCUAAAGUCUUCUACCAAACACAACCUAGGCAAUGUGGAGGAUCGACCGAAACUAAACCUAAGAAUCUCGUAAACCUAAACCGGUUCAGUUAUGAAAAUCUUCAGGGCGGCUUUUCGUAUGAGCAUGGAGGGAAAAGCGAAGACACGACGCAGGUGAUUCGAGAGUUGGUGGUUCGUGACGGCGAUGUGUCAUGUUCGUUUCUUAGUUUUACUUGUGAUGCAAGUAAGGGUAAAGACAGCUUCAUGAAGAAUCAAUGAAACAUAUAAUAUACAAAUGCAGGUGCUUGUGGAGUAAAGAUGGGGAAAAUAAUGAUGUGACUGAGGGAGAACAGAUUCUUUGUGUAGGUGUUGGGUAACUAUCAUAGUAAAUUAUCUCAAAGCUUUAAAGAGAUUUUAGGUUUAACUUUUGUUUGGGAUUUAAAUUGGGGAGGCAACUUUAACCUCGACGCAUUACUAAUCUUUGUUUUUUUUUCGUCCUAAAUAAAAUCUGUCGAAAAAUACUGUAAUAGCUCUUCUUUCCAAUUAUUGUAACAAAAUAAGGUAAUAAUCAAAUAAAUAAAGGGAUAUUAAUACAUAUGAAAGUUGGGUAUCUGUCUCUAGGCUAAUUAAUGUAUUUUUCUAUUAGUAAGCACCAUGUUACGUUAUCAUAUCCAGAUUCAAAUCCUCUCUGUUGCGUUGCAGUAUGCUCUUUAAUUUUUUUUAAAGAAAAAGCUAGAGGAUUCUUUCUUGUAUACAAGAAAAAGAUGAGUUUCUUAUUGUUUUAUGUAUAUAAUCCAGCACGAUUUUCACAUGGUAAUUUGUAAAAUUAUUUCCAUAAUUUCAUUUUUAGAUAUAUGUAACUAUUAAAAACGAUAGCUUAUGUUUUCUUUCAUCGAAAACAUAUUUCCUACUUCAGUGUUUCUUUUUAUAAAGUAACAUCUGUCAGCUAACAUUGCUAGUUAUUUAUUCUUUUACGACUGUCACAACCCUAGUGAUCAAAUUUAUCACUGACUUAAGUUUUUUUGUUUGAUAAUAAAAAAAAACAAAAAUAUAUGACACAUGCCUAUC
Molecule: messenger RNA, 1974 nt
Organism: Brassica oleracea var. oleracea
Lineage: Eukaryota; Viridiplantae; Streptophyta; Magnoliopsida; Brassicales; Brassicaceae
Product: NAC domain-containing protein 10
Exons: 3
Coding region: 250-1185 (311 amino acids)
Biological process (GO): regulation of DNA-templated transcription
Cellular component (GO): nucleus
Molecular function (GO): DNA-binding transcription factor activity; transcription cis-regulatory region binding
Source: RefSeq, a predicted model, not a curated record